CAAGAGGACAGGCAGAGAGGAGCAAAGGGCUUGAAACUCUUCUCAGAGGACCAUUGUGUAUAUAAGCCACAAUGGUGAAGAGCAAAACAAUAACAGUGGAUUAUCAUAGGCAUUGUGACAAGUGCUAUGAUGUCCACUGUCAAUUCCCGGUGCUGAUCUGUGUCUCAUGCAAGGUGAUCAAGUGUCGUAAGAACUGUAGCGCAACCUUCCAUAUGUGCAAGGAAGAGGAGCACAAACUCCUAUGUCCAAAUGAGAUGGUCCCCUGCCUCAAUGUUAACUAUGGCUGUCCUCUUACCAUGCUGCGCCACAGGCUUGCCAAACACCUGGAGGUCUGUCCUGCCAGCGUGGUCUGCUGCUCUCAGGAGUGGAAUCGCUGGCCUGUUUCAGAAAAUGAUCUAGCCUUCUACAGAAAUGUUUCAGAAAACCUUCAAACUGAGAGGAACCUUGAUGUUGCUAUGGCUCUCAGGGACCAAGAGCUGCUGUUUCGAUCCAUCAAAAUGAAGAACGUUUUUCCUGAGUUGAUGGAGGAGGAUGGUGCUGCUGGGAUCGACAGUCCUGCAGGUGAAGCUACGUGCUCUUUAGAUGUAGGUGCUUUCCUGGAAAAUGGCUGCACAAGGAUGGAGGAAGAACUGAGCCAAGAGGAGUUGGAUGCUUUGGCAAAGAGCAGAGAUGUGGAUGGUAUUCAGAACUACAGCUCCUGGGAGAAAGUAUUCAACAAGGAGGAGGGGGGAUGCAAGCAAACCAUGAAAAACCUGAAAAAGAAGGUAGGAAAGGGAAAUGCAAAGGAAGAGCAUGAAUCCUCAAACUGUCAGGGGAAGACAAGAGACUCACAACCGCGCCAAGAAAAUGCAUCUGCCUCUCAAACCAUGGAUGGUGUAGCUGGCUUUGCGCCAUGGGAAGACGGGGUCCUUGAAAGGUUAGGUAGAGAAGUCAACAAUGCCGAAUAUAAUAGGUAUCUGGUGCAAAAUGGGGCAAUGUUGAUCAACUUUGGUCAACUCCCUGCUUGCACCCCGAGAGAAAAUGAUUUUGUUUAUGGGAAAUUGGAGCCCAUUGAGGUUAAAACCGUCCGCACAUUUAAUGUUCCUACCAGCUAUCGGGCAAAGCGUAAUUAUCUGAGGGACUCCAGACAGAAGGUGAAGAUGAACGUCGGUGUUGACACAGCAGAUUUAGGCGUGCCAGUCGAGGAUCUGCCAAAGUGUGACGAGAUUAGCGCCACACUCCUGCACUCCCUGGAAAAGGAACUGAAAGGACAUUUAAUCUCAGAGAGUGCGGGGAGGGACGGUUUUUACGUAGAUAUAGGAACACAAACGUACAACUUUGCCUCUUCCCCCUUCAAACAUGAUGCAACGUUAGCUGAUGUUGUUGCAGACAAACCUCAUGGUCUCUGUGUACAAGUUGAAUCAGAAUCUGUCACCAGAAGACACAACAAAGCAAGUUCAGCCUUCAGCUACAUGUGUGGCCACUUCUUUCGCCGUGAUGAAUACAGCUCUCACUUUAGGAAUGUGCACUCCGACAUACAGGCCUCAAUAAGUGGUUGGUUCCAACAACGCUGCCCCCUAGCAUACCUAGGCUGCCAUUUCACCCAGACCAGGUUUCACCCCGCUGGUCUUCAAGCUACGGUUAAAUUCUGUCAAGAUGUCAGCGCCUUUGUCCUCCAGCCAGAUGUCCCCUCAUUGCUUUGUGAAGAUGGGAAAACCUUCAGUCCUCAGAGAAAUGCUUCACAUAAUCAAAAUUCCCUGGGCAGCCUGCCUCUGGAGAUCCUUCAGCACAUUGCUGGUUACCUUGACAGUUUUACAUUAUCUCAGCUGUCCCAGGUCUCCCAUCUGAUGAGAGGAGUGUGUGCCACAUUGUUGCAGGAGAGGGGGAUGGUCUCCCUCAAGUGGAAGAAAAAGAUAUAUUCCCAUGGGGGAAGCUCCUGGAAAUGCCGAAAGAAAGUGUGGGAGUUUAGCUCUCUGUUUUCCUCUGUGGACAGAUGGAGCUUCAGCAACAAUCCCUCCAUGUCAGAUCACCUGAAAACCUGCACCUUUUACCAGAGAGAGGAGCACACUGAGCCGGUGGCUUUAGUCUGCCUGGGAGAGGUCAGCGACAAGCACAGAGGAGCAAAGCAUAAAAGAUAAUGCUCAUAGUCCCAUAGCUCAGUGGGCGGAACACAACACGAGUGAUGCCGCGUUUAGAAUCACUCAGCUGUGUUACUUGUCCUCCAAAUAUACAGCUACUAUAGAGCAACAAAAGGGAAUGCUGUGCUGCAGUGUGCUUUAGCCCUGCAGACAUGAACUGAAUUUUAUUGCAAAUAAUUCAUUUAGGCAUGGACUCAAUUUUGGAUGUGAUUGACUUAACCUCUAAAUCAUUGUGCAUGUAAGUAGGAACAAUUGUUUAAUAUCUAAUCAUCCAGUGUUUUUACGCCUAAAUGAACCCUCUGAUGACACUUAUUUCAGAAUAGUUUGAGAGAUGUUUGGCAUUCUGAGUGGACUCAUGUUGUUUGUUCCAUCCUAUUUCAGUCUUGUGUUGAAAGCAUUGUUUGAAAGACACGGGGGAGCUGUUGUUGACUGUUUCCAAUAUGACAAGACUGACAUCUGCUGGAGAGACGCAGAGGUGCAUCCUCUGUUAGGAUCAUUGACACUAUUCCCAUAUAUCAUAUUUAAUGAGGCACAACAUCACAUGGGCUGUGAUGAGGACACUGACAACUUUGUUUCUCAUUUUGACUGUCUUUUAAGUAAAAUGAGAAUGUGACCCUGAUAUUAAUAAUUCUGACUUGCAGUUGGCCUCAUUUCUUUUCAGCAGCAUACAGAUAGUGGAAUAAAAAAUAAAUAUAAACUGUAAAA
Messenger RNA from Notothenia coriiceps (black rockcod), 2822 nucleotides. RefSeq names its product F-box only protein 40. Bases 72 to 2117 code for a protein of 681 amino acids. Gene Ontology annotation, cellular component: cytoplasm. NCBI's taxonomy places the organism in Eukaryota, Metazoa, Chordata, Actinopteri, Perciformes, Nototheniidae. The record is from RefSeq and is a predicted model, not a curated record. Gene Ontology annotation, molecular function: ubiquitin protein ligase activity; protein binding; zinc ion binding. The transcript is spliced from 4 exons.